CUUCCCCUAUGUUGUCACUUAAAUAUAGUGCCUUGAUAUAGCAGUCUCACAAUUCAAGGAGUUUUCAUCCCUUCUUUGUGUUUCUGUAGUCAGUUAUUUAUUGUUUGGGUGAUAUUAUAAAAGAUGUAAAAUAGCCUUUUGUGAAGAGUGGUGUAUGAAAAGCUAUUGCAUAGCUGGACAACCCUCUUCUCUAACCUGAGUUUUACCUUUCUUAGUAAAAAAGAGAAUUGUUGCAGCAAGUGUUGCAAUGGCAGUAGGUAGUGACUAUUCAUGUUGCCAUUGAAGGUAACUUUAUUGCAAUUACUUGGUCUGAAUAUUUUAUGGCAAAGAAUAUGUAGUAAACAGCAGCACCAGGGUACAAAAACUAGAAAAAUACUAUCUGUUGCAGAUAGCCAUCAUCUUGAUUUCUCUGAAGUAUUAUUCCUGAAGUCUUGCAUUCAGUUUGGUUUCACUGAAAUACAAAUUUAUGGCCCAGCACAACUGUUGCAAAGACAGCUUUCUGAAAGUGGGCAGAGAGCCAGCAUAUUAGACUUGGUCUGAUCUUAAAUUCCCAUAGGGUGCAUAUGAGUAAUUCUGAUAGUGACCAAUCCAAACAUAUGAAUGAAAUGAGUAGGAUUUAUUUUCAAUCCAUAUGAGAUCUCUGUAUUCAUCACACCCUCACCUCUAGGUCUAGGACUAUAGCUUGAGCAUUCCUCUGCCUUUGAGUGGAAAGUUAACUUUCUCUGGUAUAGAACACUAAUCAAUAUAUCAGUAGAGUGAAUUGACUACUACUAAAUUCAAAGUAUCUUAAAUAUUCCUCUCUUUUGUGAAUACCCAAUAGAUACAAGCUAUUAGAGGGGCUGAUGAGGCCUUUUAAUGUACAGAAACAAUUCAAAGUAUCUGUUUUUUAAUGGAGGAAGGCUUUUAGAGCAUCCUUGAAUUGAUGAAGUGAAACAGUUUUGAAGAACAGAUGAAUGUUUAAGUCCUCAAGUCUCCUGAUUUAUUGCCAAGAAAACUGAUCUGUCAAUACAGUAUUCACAUCUAGACUAAGCCUCCAUUUUAUCAGAAAUGUUCAAAAUUCAGCGUUAACCAAAUCAAUUGAAAUUGACUGUUGUAUUAGGGGGGGAAAGUUUGGGGCUUUUCAUUUAGCUCAUGCAUAUACUAGUUCUCAUGUGUUUCAUAGGCUGAAGCAGGGUUGGUAUAUGUCAUAAUUGUUGAUUAUUUGCUUACUGAUGCAUGGUAACUCAAGCUAUUCUAAGUUCUCAACUUUUGAGUAACGAAGACACACCACCUAGUAUUCAUGACUCCUGAUAACAGUGCUGAAGAGGAAAUUUGAGAAGCCAGUGUGUUGAGAUGAGUCAGUUACCAGGAAAGGAGUUAAAUGGAACAACUGCUGGAAGCCAGGAUUUGGUUCCUUGUGAAAUCUGUGGAAGACAUUUUGCACAAGAUGUUCUGCUGAGGCAUGGUCCAAUAUGCAAGAAAGUCUUUAACAAGAAGCGCAAGCCCUUCAAUUCUUUGAAACAGAGACUGCAGGGAACAGAAAUUACCACUGUGAAAAUGCAGCCUCCACAAAAGAACCAACUGGAGAGGAAAUCUAACUGGAGACAGUAUCAUGAGGAGUUUAUUAAUGCUAUUCAAUCAGCCAAGCAAGUCACAAAAGCUAUGAAAGAGGGUCAUCCUCUUCCUCCUCCUCCCCCCCCAAGUAUUAAUCCAGACUAUAUUCAGUGUCCAUACUGCUUGAGAAGAUUUAAUGAGGCUGCAGCACAGAGGCACAUGAAGUUUUGUGAAGAACAAGCUGCUCGCCAUGCCUUUGCAGCAGGCUCAAAGAUCACCAGACAGGCUCCAGGCAAGCAGUCAGUGACUCAGAAAAAAACCCCAACCUUAGCAGGUUCUGUGUUAUCAUUGCUUCAGAAGAGAGCACAAGAAGCUGCCAAUAAAAAUGAGUCUAGGCCAGAGGCCUCUCCUGGAAUGCUGCAAAAAAACAAGAAAUCAUUGGCUGUAUCUGCUGGAAAAAAGUGCUCAGGACAUCUUGGAGCCAUGUCAGAGCAGCAACAAGGGCCUCCAGCCCCUGCCAAAGAUAGUUGUAUUGCUGUGCUACGAGGGGAUGGCUUGGAUGAUCAGCUUCUUGCACCCCUGCCAGAAGCUGACCACAGCAGAAAAUCAGAUCCCGACAGGGAAUGUGGCCAAGGCAGUUUCCCUGUAGCUGAUAGGAUAUUUUGA
Molecule: messenger RNA, 2199 nt
Organism: Dromaius novaehollandiae (emu)
Lineage: Eukaryota; Metazoa; Chordata; Aves; Casuariiformes; Dromaiidae
Gene: ZC2HC1B
Product: zinc finger C2HC-type containing 1B
Exons: 8
Coding region: 1333-2199 (288 amino acids)
Source: RefSeq, a predicted model, not a curated record